This is a messenger RNA of Xiphophorus hellerii (green swordtail), 3340 nucleotides long. It is a transcript of the gene homer1, whose product is annotated as homer scaffold protein 1. Bases 1101 to 2171 code for a protein of 356 amino acids. Gene Ontology annotation, biological process: G protein-coupled glutamate receptor signaling pathway. NCBI's taxonomy places the organism in Eukaryota, Metazoa, Chordata, Actinopteri, Cyprinodontiformes, Poeciliidae. Gene Ontology annotation, molecular function: G protein-coupled glutamate receptor binding. The record is from RefSeq and is a predicted model, not a curated record. The transcript has 9 exons.
CGUCGGAUAAAGCUGUGCGAUGAAUGAGACGGGAGACUGACAGAGGGCAGAGGGGUGGAUGAUGAUGACGAUGAUGAUGAAGAUGAAGGAGGAGAAGGAUCAAGCCAACGAAGCAUCACCGUCGUAGUUUCUCGUCACCUUCAUGCCUCAUUUGGAGAAAUACCGAGAAAAAAAAAUAGCACGUAAAUACUCCUCCGUACAGAUGCUGGGGCUCUCGCCGACGUAAGCCAUCGGGUGAAGCAGAGCUGCUGUCUAAUCUCAGGGGAGGACGGAACGUGAUGGUAAAACCCGGAGAGGGAACCAGAUUUCUUUUGUAUCAUCUCCAGGAGCAACGGAGAGAAUGGAGCGCCGUCUGAAAGGAAGGUGUUUGUCGCCUCCGAGCUGCAGUAAAUGCCUCACAUGCAGUAAAACUCAGUAAUAUUUCUCAGCGGGAGGCUUUUUUUUUUGGUUUAAUGGCACGUCGGACUAUGGUGAAAAAUAAGCGACUAAAGCUGGGAUUUAUGAACUCACGCGGCUUGUUAAAAUAGGAAUGUGAAUAUUUUUUCCCCCUUUUUUUUUUUCUUAUUCAUCCCACUUCUUGUGAGAUUUGACACCAGCUCCUUCUAUUUAUAAGCGAGCUAAAAUCGUAUUGGUCAAGACUCGGUAAUGUUUCGAACACUUUUACCAGCAUUUACUGUCGAGCCUUUCAGUAUUUUUUUUUCCCCCUCCGCAACUUUCAACUUAAAAUAGCCUAAUUCUGCUCUAAACCAGGCUCCGUUCGCUGUCAGCCAGCUCCAUAAUCCGUUAAAGUCGAGCAGCUUGCUUAUUUGGCUAACGGUAGCAGCAACUAGCGUCUGUGCUGCUGUUGUGUUGUCGGUCAUCAUGCAUGCACCGACACGUUUCGCUCCGACGAGACCAGCCGAAAGGAUGUGCCCAAGGGCAUAACAGCACAGCCAGCCAUGUCUGAGUGAGAGACCGCAGAGCGGUCCAGAACCCCGCAGCGAGCAGAGCAGAGCAGAGCGGCUUUAUUCAGAGGGGGAAGAGAGCGGAUCAACAUCAGCAGCAACUAGCCCGUGGACUGGAUCAUUUCCGACCCAACUUGGCACCCAGACCGAGCAGAAAUGGGUGAGCAGCCCAUCUUCAGUACGCGGGCCCACGUCUUCCAGAUCGACCCGAGCACCAAGAAGAACUGGGUUCCUACGAGUAAGCACGCCGUCACAGUCUCCUACUUCUUCGACAGUACCAGGAAUGUGUAUCGGAUCAUCAGUCUGGACGGCUCCAAGGCUAUCAUCAACAGCACCAUCACCCCCAACAUGACCUUCACCAAGACGUCGCAGAAGUUCGGCCAGUGGGCCGACAGCCGGGCCAACACCGUCUACGGCCUCGGCUUCUCGUCCGAGAGUCACUUGAGCAAGUUUGCAGAAAAAUUCGCCGAGUUCAAGGAAGCGGCCCGGUUAGCGAAGGAGAAGUCCCAGGAGAAGACGGAGCUCAGCAGUACGCCCUCGCAGGAAUCUGCACCAGGUGACCUCCAGUCACCUCUGACCCCAGAGAGCAUCAACGGUACAGACGAGGACAGAGUCACACCGAACACGCCGAAGCACAGCGAAGCCAGAGCAGAACCGGCCCAAAAUGCUUUACCGUUCUCUCACGGUUCCUCGAGCAUCAACAAGCACUGGGAGGCCGAGCUGGCGGCGCUGAAGGGGAACAACGCCAAGCUGACGGCGGCCCUGCUGGAGUCCACAGCCAACGUCAAGCAGUGGAAGCAGCAGCUGGCGGCCUAUCAGGAGGAGGCGGAGCGGCUACACAAGCGGGUGACGGAGCUGGAGUGCGUGAGCGGCCAAACGACGGUCAUCAAGUCUCAGAAAACGGAGCUGAACAGAACAAUAGAGGAGCUGGAGGCGGCGUUAAGGGCCAAGGAGGAGGAGCUGGAGAGACUUAAGGCGGAGGUGGAGAGUGCCAACGAGUUUAAGUUUCAAAAAGACGCCCUGACACAGAGACUGAAGGAGACGGAGUCGAGGAACCAGACGCUGGAGGCGCAGCUGUGCGACCUGGAGCAGCGGCUGGAGAGCAGCCAGCUGGAGCGGGAAGCCUACGUGAAGAGCCUGCGCUCCCUGCUGGAGCUGCUGGACAGCAAGAUCUUCGAGCUGACGGAGCUGCGCGACACGCUGGCCAAGCUGGUGGAGGGCAGCUAGAGCUCCUCCACCGCCCGACGUCGUCACCAACACAACUUGAAAUCUCUUCUCUCUCUCUUGUUUUUUUUUGUACACGUUAAAGAGUUUACACGACUUGAUGCAUUAGCGGUACACAAACUUCGCCACUUCAGAGCACUCGGAUGGUUUACAAACAGCCAAGCGAAGCCUUUUCUUUGCUCCACUGUGGAAAACCUUCUCAUUGUAAUUUAGAUUAUUAUUUUUUUUGACCACCAUGAUAUGCUAAUCGACUGCGCUUCAGUGGAACACCGGAGCCGCCGCCUCGACUCCACGAUUACGCUUCGACGUUUUUCCUCACUUGUUCACUGAAAUCAGCCAAACUCGCAGGAUGAAGAGAUAAUCACAGGAACUGCCACACGAGGAUGUCGGUUCGUCUUAUAUUCUUCUACGAUUUAUGAGCAAUACGCUAAAGGAGGGACUGCGAACUUUUCCACUCUCACUUUCAGGUAACCUUCCUGCUCCUGCCGACUGGUUUCAACCAAAAGCGAUUCAGGAUUUUCUUCAGUCUCUUCUGUUUGUGUGGGUGAAUCAAAUUGUUUCUUUCCGGUUUGUUUCCCCCCCCCCCCUUUUCGAUGCAUUUUGAAGUGCAAUGGUUUGAAUUGGGUUUUUUUUAUUAUUAUUUAUUACUAAAAUAUUUAGAAUAAUAAACAUUGUAAAAUGUUGAUUUAAUUUUAUUGUCUGGUGCGUGGCUGUGAAGAUGGUUUCAUUUCCGAGAGCUUAAGGAAAUCGUGACGUAUACGACCGAAUUAGUUUGUUGGUUUUUUUUCUUUUUGCCAAAUACUGUUUGUUCCUGUACAGAUCUGAACUCUUGCUGAUGUUGCCUUGGGCACCAAGAUGCAUCAAUGGUAGCUAACUGAUGGUAUGUUUGGGCUUUUUAUUUAUUUUUUCCUUGUGGGAUUACCUGUUGCCAAAAAUGAAAGAAUAUGCUACAGUAUGAACACCUGCAGAACACUAAUUUAAGGGCUUGUUCUCGGUUCGGGUCAAACGUGGGGUGAUUUUAAGCGGCUUCUUUAAACUUUAGAGGCGACCAUGUGUGGCGUUGUUGCUGAAAAAGUCAUUUGAAGAAAAAAAUUUUAAAUGUGGAGUGAAGACACAUGCUGAUAAAACACAAAUUGUAAUUUUAAGUUUAUAUUAAAAGAAAAUCUGAUGAA